CGGAGCGUACGCGUUCACUCGGUUGUCGUCGUCGGCACUUCGUUGCCCAUUGUUAUCCGUGGCCGUGUUACGCUUUCCCGAUCCCGACCGUGUUUUGUUGUGGUUCCUGAGAAAAGAAAGGUGCAUUCAAUAAAGGGUACACCUCUGUUCAUACACAGCUUGGGUCGGUUCGGACCGGUGUGUGGUUUUUUUCGGAAUAUUGUCGCCGUCUAUCUAUUUCUACAAGUGUUUUCGGGUUCUACGGUGGUAUGACGCACGUGACAAUGUCAUCAUCGGGUUGAUUAAAAAACGACAAAAGAGUGAUAUGGAGAACUCCGGUCCAUUUGGAUAAUAAAUUUCAGUUAAUGGACCGGGUAGUUGCGGUUUGUGGAAAGUGCGCAACUGAUUGAUGAGUGUGGUAUUGCGUCUUGUGCGUAAGAAACGUACGAAAUAAUCGGUAAUAGAUUGCCGAAAAAGGGAAUGCAAAAAAAAUGUGAUGAUGAAUGAUUGAUUGUGUUUUUUGUGCACAUCGUGCUCCAUACAUUUGGUCAGCUUGCUCAUGCGAAGAGUUCGUGCGUUUCACUGUUCAUGUGUUCAAAAUAAUUGCGUUGAAGUCACUCGACCAAUGGUGUUUUGAGGAAAAGGUGAAAUUGAGUAGAAGGCAAAUUUCAAGCAAACCGAUAAAAGGUGUGAAAAAGUCGAGAAAGUGAUGAAGCACAAAUUGGAGAGGUGUGAAGUGAGAAUUAAUGGAAAUGAUUUUCAGAAUGUUGUGAAAAGUGAGUGAAACGAAAAGGAAUGAAAAAUCACGGCCUUUGAUUAGCAACGGUCGAUGUGGAGCGGAGCGGAAAUAUUUUGAAUUCAUAUCGUCAAGUCACGUCAAGUUCAAAGCUACCUCAACCGGUAAAAUUGUGAUCCAGUUGGUUUGUGUGUGCGAUUAAUUAGCUAAUUGGAUACAGUAACGGUGACGGACCGUCCAGUUCAGUGUCGUUCAAUCGAAGCAGUGUCAGAUCACGCAAAACGGAAAGGAGAUUAAGUGAAAAAGCAAAUCCUUGCCGUAACGCAGCGGUUGGCGGUCAUUAACGCAGCCCAGCUAAACGUUCGGUUGUCACGAAAACGUGACAUCGCUGGUCGGCGGUGGCACACAGAAGAGAGGAAGAUCAGUGAAAGUUUGCAGCACUGGAACAGGAAUCUACAGUAGGCGUUUAGAUUGGUGACAAGGCAGCAAGAAAGUAUCAUCAUGCCGCAUCCUAUGUCACCGCAUUCACCGACGCCGACGUUGCUAAGCAGCAGUCGCGGUAGCAGCAUGCUUAUGGUGGAGUACGACUACGAUGAGCCAAAGCCGGCAAAGAAAAUCCUGGCCAAGGCCAUCUACGAGAACAUCGCCGAGAGUACCGACGAGCUGGCCUUCCGCAAGGGCGACAUACUGACCGUCAUCGAGACGGACACCAACGAUUGCACGGGAUGGUGGCUGUGUCAGUUGCGGGGACGACAGGGUAUAUGUCCGGGAAAUCGACUGAAAAUCAUCCAACCGCACGAUUCCGGCUGUUUCACCCUCUCGCCAGCGUCGUCGCCCUGCCCCUCGAUUGGCCCCGGCACCAAUCUCAACAGUCCCGUCCCCAGUGACAUCUACGAGAACACCACCACGGCAUCGAGCAUUUCGUCGGCCACGUCCGCCCCAACGCCGGGCUCCAAGCAUCAUCAGCACCAGCAGCAACAGCAGCAGCACCAGGGCAAGCGGAGAUCCUGGCACAUAAAUCCAAACAAGGUUCUCACACCCCAAAAAUGUGGAGACGUGUAUCUGUAUGAUCUGCUACCAACUCCCACCAGAGGAGGCAGUCCGUAUCAGCAUCAGCAUUCUACUUCAGCCGACGCCCUCGACACAUACGACGUACCGAAGCCGGCUGUCCCCAUCAACUACGACACACCGCGAGCGUGGUCCCGAACACCGCCUCACUACUCCCACCAUAACCCUCACCAUUCACCACACACACCAAACUACGGCCAUCCCCACCCGGGGCAUCACCACUUCAGCUACAGAAUGGAAGAGUCCUACGACAUUCCACGGCCUGUAAACAAUCUGCUUGCUCAACAGAACCUCACCCCCAGCAGUUCCAAUUCUUCAUUGCUCACCUCCGACAGCCUAAGUCUGUCCUCGUCGAACAGAUCCUCCCUGGCCAACAUGCCCGACUACGACGUCCCACGGAGGAACCCCGUAUCGAUACGAUCCACACCACCACCACCGUUGCAACAGCAUCCCACUACUCCCCAUUCCCAAUCCAGCGGCAUCUUCAGCAGCAACCAUUCGAUGUCCAUAUCGUCGUUCUCCUCCAGCACGAGUACUUACGAUGUUCCUCAAACGCCACUUCAUCAACAGCAGCAGCAACAUGUGCUUGCCCCGCAAACGCCACUGCCAUCGAAGGAACUUCCAUUGGAGCUGUCGUCGGCGCUGGAAACACUCGCCCGAUUACAGAACGAAGCCACAUCGGCUGUAUCAAGACUACUUGGCUUUGUCUCUCCCAAUUGGAGGACAAAGGAAAAACUCGAUCCAAUACUAAUGGAUCUAAAGUUAGCCGCUGUGCGGCUCCGUACUGCCCUGCACGACCUUGCCGAAUUCGGUGAUGGUGCGCUCGGUAAUGCAACCAAAGCAGAAGAUAAAGGUCUGGCCCAAAAAUUGAGACCUCUGGUGAAAGCUUUGCGCGACGCAGACAAACUAGUUCACGAAGCAUCUCAGAACCUGGACAACCAAGGCUGGACCAUGGUUACGCUCCAACGGCCUGAGGCCACUCAGAAGCUCCAGCAGCAACUCCCACCGGAUAGUUUGGAUCAGUUGAUCGCGUGCGCUCAAAACCUGACGGAGGACGUCCGACAAACGGCUUCCUUCAUUCAGGGCAACGGAACGCUUCUGUUUAAGCGAAACACGUCUUCAUCCACUGCUACAACCCCGCAAACCCCUACCGGGCACGUCAAAAGUAUCAACAGCAACAACAACAUUAGCAGCAGCAGUGGUCACGGUGAGUGGCCUGAAGACUACGACUACGUCAGCUUGGAGUCGAAGGAAGCUUCGGCGAAAUCCAACGCGGAGAUUCACGACGCACUGCCACAAGAUUUGAAGAAGAACUUCGAAAACGUAGUGCGGAAUGCUGACGCAGCGGCGGCCGCUAGCGCUAAGGAAGCACUCGAUCCCAACGACAAGUCCGUACUAGUUUACUACGCGACGCAGACGGUGACGCACAUGGGCUACCUAACGCAGGCCAUCGACGCCUUCCUGCAGACGGUGGAGCACAACCAGCCACCGAAGUUCUUCCUAGCGUAUGGGAAGUUUGUGGUGCUCAGUGCGCACAAUCUGGUCAACAUUGGCGACAUUGUGCAUCGAAAUGUGUCGCGGGAGAACGUAAAGACGCGAGUGCUGCAGUGUGCCGAUGCGCUGUCCGAGGCGCUCAAAACCUGUGUGGCCAAAACGAAGAAAGCGGCCCAGCACUUUCCCAGCGUGACGGCCGUGCAGGAGAUGGUCGACUCGGUGGUGGACAUUUCCCAUCUGGCGAGUGAUUUGAAGGUCGCCAUGCUGGAAGCGGUACAGCAGUAGGUACGGGGGGAGUAAGCUCCGGAAUCCCUAGAAAGCGAUUAGUGAUAAAGAAAUUUGUUUGUUUGGAAAACGGGUUACUGAUGGUGGAACUGAUUUGGUCAUGGUUUAAUAGAGCACGAUACGGCGGAAUCAUUACGAGAUCCAGUUCAGCAUUAUAUGGUCUUGGAGCAACUGAAACACCAAAAACACACAAAUUUAAAACCGGAACACCAAAAACGAGCUUUGAACGAAUUAAUUGCAUAUUAUUCGGCAACUCGGCCGUACGAAAACCAUUUUUUUGUUAAAUAUCUUGGCUGUGCAUAUGCA
Molecule: messenger RNA, 3868 nt
Organism: Armigeres subalbatus
Lineage: Eukaryota; Metazoa; Arthropoda; Insecta; Diptera; Culicidae
Gene: p130CAS
Product: breast cancer anti-estrogen resistance protein 1
Exons: 6
Coding region: 1217-3562 (781 amino acids)
Biological process (GO): cell surface receptor protein tyrosine kinase signaling pathway; cell migration
Cellular component (GO): cytoplasm; plasma membrane
Molecular function (GO): protein binding
Source: RefSeq, a predicted model, not a curated record